This is a messenger RNA of Closterium sp. Yama58-4, 433 nucleotides long. The record is from the annotation of a GenBank genome assembly. Lineage: Eukaryota; Viridiplantae; Streptophyta; Zygnematophyceae; Desmidiales; Closteriaceae.
CUCCCUGGGUGGCAACAGCAUUUCUGAAGCAUUCAUGGAUCCAAUAUCAACUAUCACAUCUCUCACCUCCCUUGACCUGUCAAGGAGCGGACUGACCAACACCCUGCCCACCUUCCUGUCCCGACUUUCUAACCUCACAACACUUAAUUUGUCGGGCAAUUCUCUCCACGGCCCUAUUCCUGCUUCCAUGUCUACACUAAAGCGAUUGCAAAAUUUGGUUCUCGGAUCCAACAAGUUCUCUGGCAAUCUUCCUCCCGCCCUCACCGAACUCACAGACCUUUUAAAACUGGAUCUGAGUUCCAACCAAUUGUCCGGGCCGCUGCCGACCAUCCUUAGUCUUGCCACUUCUCUUCUCCACCUGUCAGUUCCCUUCCUACCCAUCAGUCCCCUGCAACCCAUCAGUCACCCUCGCACUGGAGUCCCCCUCUGUUAA